CCGACAAGUACUGCCUCAAACUAACAUAACCAAGAAGAAAGACGGAGAAGAAAGCUGCGAAAAGUCGACAACAACGUGCACUUAUUUUUUGUCAACAGUUUCAGACUAAAACCCUCCACUACUGUUCCUCGUUCCUGUCCCGACAGACGACAACGCUGUUUCUGGAUCUAUUUUCUGUCGGAGAUGGCGGCGGUGCUGCGCCUUUCUCUCUCGCUCGAUCUCGCUGCCUCUAUCCGCCAUCUUGAAUUUUAAUGUUAGUUAAAAAAAAAAAAAAAAAAAAUAUUUCCUAUGCUAUUUUGUCGUUUACGGUCUCUUGCCAAAUUCGGAUUACUUUAACGUAGUUUUAUUUCGUCAUUUUUAUUUUUUAUUGUUCACACAACCACCGUUGUGAGUAUUGUGUGUUUGUUCUGCUUCCGACUCGAGACAUUUAAACGCUUCCCAGCGCGUGCGAGCUCUUUACGCUAUUUAAACCGCCAGCUACCGGGAUCAAUAAACGGCUCGGAACCGAGCCCCUCUGGGUCACACCGCUCGAUCUAGUGACGAGCGGGGAUCGAACCCGCAGCCGAGCAGAGGGGCGUCUGGCGGCUCGUUAAAUAACUUUUAAAAUUCGCUCGCGAUUUAUAUUCGGGCCCCCUGUGGAAGAAGCUAACCGGCCCGAUGGCUUCCACCACCACCAUCAUCGGUUAGCCCGCCGCGGUCCCCGCUGGGUGGCAGAUUUCAAACUCUAGGCCCCAGUCUUCUCCACUCGAGAGUGUUCGUCCAUCUCGGAGACUCAAUGCAACGGGACCCGGGGGCUUGUGGGCAUGAAGUGGCUGGGCGACUCCAAGAACAUGGUGUUAAAUGGCAGACGACACGGAGACAAGUUGACCGGCGAGCAGCACGUGAGCCAGACUUGCUCUCAGCACUCCCAGCGGGCGUCCCUGCGCCACAACAAAAACAGAAGUCGACGAUGUAGCCGCAGGUUCAUCGCGGCCAGUCUGGAGGCAGAGAGGCGCUAUGUGCCCUCCUCGGGAAUGACCGCCAAGGAGCUGUGUGAGCACGACGACCUGACCACGGGCCUCAUCCUGGACCAAUAUCUGGGCUUUCAGACUCACAAAAUGAACACCAGAUUUCGACCGAUUAAGGGGAGGCAGGAGGAGCUGAAGGAGAUCAUCGAGCGCUUCAAGAAGCACGACAACCUGGAGAAAGCCUUCCGCGCUCUGACGACGGGAGACUGGUCCCGAAACCUUUUCCUCCACAAGACGAAAGCUCAAGAAAAGCUCUUCAAGCAACAUGUGUUUGUGUAUCUGCGGAUGUUUGCCACCGACAGCGGCUUCGAGAUCCUCCCCUGUCACCGAUACUCGUCGGAGCAAAACGGAGCGAAAAUUGUGGCAACAAAGGAAUGGAAAAGAAACGACAAGAUGGAGCACCUGGUGGGCUGCAUCGCGGAGCUCUCUGAGAGCGAGGAGAACAUGCUGCUGCGGCACGGAGAGAACGACUUCAGCGUCAUGUACUCCACCCGCAAGAACUGUGCGCAGCUCUGGCUGGGCCCGGCUGCGUUCAUCAAUCACGAUUGUCGACCAAACUGCAAGUUUGUGUCGACAGGGCGGGACACGGCCUGCGUGAAGGUCCUGAGGGACAUCGAACCGGGAGAGGAGAUCUCGUGUUACUACGGCGACGGGUUUUUUGGGGAGAACAAUGAAUUUUGUGAAUGCUAUACAUGUGAACGACGGGGCACCGGGGCGUUCAAGUCCAAAGCCGGGCUGCCGGUGGAAGUGCCGGUGAUCAACAGCAAGUACGGGCUGCGGGAGACGGACAAGCGGCUCAACCGGCUGAAGAAGCUCGGGGAAGGAAACCGGAGCUCGGACAGCCACUCGGGCUCCCACACCGACGGGGACUCUCAGGAAAUGCCAAAAACACAUCAAUCUGCCAGAAAAAGAACGUUGUCUUCUGGCCUGAAGUACAAAAACCGGACUCAGUCCAGACAGACGCUGUCCAGAGCCCUGACUACCUCAUGCUCCAAACAAGGUCGUGUCAACGACAACAGGGUACCAAAGAGACUCGCCUCCCAGUCCAAGCCUUCGCUGAGUAAAGUCCAGCUGCGGAGUCGCCGCGGCGGCGCCGAGCCAGAGGCGUCGGCCAAAGGGGAGGAGCCCUGCCAGCCGGGCCUCCGGGACCCGAAGGUGUCGCUGUGCAAAGGCGUCGCCGCGGAGCUGACGCCGCGCGGCUGCCUGACCCGGCACGCCGCCAAGGAGAACGGCAACGUCCCGCACGGCGAGGGCGGCCCGUGUUCGGCGUACAGAACUCGCAGGUCCACGCGGACCCUCGUUACGGCCCAGGAGACGGCGCCGGCCGCCGGCGUGAAGCUGGAGCCCGGCGCCGUGGAUGGCUUGAGCCCGGUCCCCGGCGGAGCGGUCAUCAAGGCGGAGCCGGCCGACCUGGAGGAGUACCUCGGCCGCGGGGCCGGCGCCCCGGAGCCGGCGGCGGACGGCGGCUACUCCAGGCGGCGCUCGGUCUCCCGGCGGAAGCGGCCGACGCGUCUCCGCGCCGAGCGGACCAUCAAAUGCGAGGACUCGGCGUACGGCGAGCCGUUCGCGCCGCCGCCGCCGCCGCCCGCCGUCGACUUCUCGGACUGCGGGAACGUGCUGCUGAGCUUCGGCGACCGGCACCGGGACUACAACGGGGUUUCCAACGGCGGCAAGUCGCUCCGCAGGGACAAGGGGAAGGGCGGCUGCCGGUCGCAGGACAAGGCCAAGAAGAAGCGUCAGAUCACGCGAUACGACGCCCAGCUGAUCCUGGAGAACAACACGGGCAUCCCCAAGCUGACGCUCCGCCGGCGGAGGGACAGCAGCGGCGGCGGCGAGCCCGUCGGCUCCUCCCACCUCUCCGCCUCCGCGGUCAACUCGGCGGCGUGCAGCAAGAUCAGCAUCAAGUUCAGCAAGGACCACGACAAGGACAAGGCGGGCUCGUACAUCGCCAAGCUGAGCAACGGCUUCUCGCCCGCGGCGCACGGCAACUCCACCAAGCUGAAGAUCCAGCUGACGCGGGAGGACGCCGGCCAAGGCGCCGCCCACAGGACGGCGCCGGCCAAGGCGGAGCAGGCGUCCUACAACGGGGACGCCGGACAUCGGACCCAAAAGGUCCUCGCCGAGCCGUCGUCGUCGUCUUCGUCGUCCUCGUCCUCGUCGUCGUCCUCGUCCUCUUCCUCCUCGUCGUCGGACGAGGAGGAAGAGGACGAGGACGACGACGAGGACGACUACUUCGACAACGAGUUUGAGGACGAUUUCAUUCCACUUCCUCCGGCGAAGCGCCUCCGGCUCAUCGUGGGCAAAGACUCCAUAGACAUCGAUAUCUCCUCCAGGAGGAGAGAGGAUCAGUCUCUGAGGCUCAACGCGUGAGGAGCCCCCCCCCCCCCCCCCCCCUGUAAAUACAGAUGACUCGCUCAUCAACUGUCGUGUUGAUGUAAAAGAAGUACACAGUAAUUUAAAAACAAACACAAAAAUGCCGAAAUAUUCUGACUGAAGGUUCAGUCGACCUAAAACAAAUAUCUGAUGUUCACUUAUGUUCAUCACCAAGUUCAAAAAGCUAAUUUACCCAUUUAACACACACACACACACACGCUUCUGACGUCAAACCUCUCUGAUUAGAUCUGGCGUAAGUGGACUACGGAGUGUUUGUUUUAAGCUGAAUGCUCCUUUAGUGAAUGCACUUGUUCUCUUCAUAAAGACGUGGAUAUUGUAGAAAGUGUACAGUUUGGUGGUGACUCUGUCUCACAGGCAGGUUUUUAUGAACUCUGGAUUUCUGUCUCUUUUAGUUCUGUAAUUAUUAUUUUUUUUCUUCUCCUGUUUUCCGCGCCGUCGGUCGGUUCAUUUGGAUCCGGCGCCGCGUCGCCGUCGCCCCGGUAGCUCUCCUGGUAAAGAACCACUUUCUGAAUUGCAGUAAUUCAUUAAUUAUCAACAUUAUUUACUAUGUAAGUUAAUCACCCUGUUGAGUCCAAUCAUGCAAUGUGUGUGACCCCUCGAACCAAUCGUCUUCAUCACAGAAGGGUUUUCUAUGCGCGUGUGCGUGUUUAUCAUGUGCUGCCGACCACCGACACGACGUCCGCACACGGAAACGACACGCGUGACGAGCAACGCCAUCGAUGUAAAAUGGAGUUGCACAUUUUAUUUGUAUUAAUUUAUUUUCCCGCCCCCCUCAAAGAGCGCAGUAAAUAAAUUACGUUAAUUAAGCUGCAGAGUUCCAGGAGAUCAAAGCACAGCGCGGGGUUCAUUACUGUGUAACGCUGACGUGGCGUCAGAGGAAAGAACCAAAUCCCGAACAUGAAGGCUACCUAUUCGCUUUUUUUUUUUAAUGUCCAGAACGACCGACUCGCGUCCCUCAAACGUCUCUUCUCUCUUAAAGUCCAGUCUUACUUUGCUUCUUUUUUUUAAUCACUAUUAUUUCUAACCCGACUUGAGCACUCGACACUAAAAGUUUUGGUGAGGAAAAUAAAUCACAGGUGAAAUGAUCUUAUCGUAGAAUCAUGACUUAUUGUUCCUCUAUGGUGCUACUUCUUCUUCUUCUUCACCCGGACCCCCAAAUGAUGUGGGAAUACACGUUGUGUUUGUAGCAUAUUUAUGUUAUGUUUAUUUACAGGUGCUUUUUAAAAUUUGUUUUGCAAUGUAGAAAACUGUCCAUCCAACAGCAUUAGGUGCCUUAACAAAAAGAGAUUUUUUUUGGGGACACAUUUAGACCAAAUUUGUAACCAAUCAGUGAAGCGCGCCGCCGCCGAGCCACCCCCCAAAUACAUCCACACACUGCAACACGAGUCGUCUGUGGAUGUUUUUUUUUUUUAGAUUGAGCGUCGACCCGCUCCUCCUCCUCCGAGUUUAAAUGUGUACCGUUCAUAUCACCAGCAGCUGAUCUCCGGGCUCCGUGUCCGCCUCCUCUUCGUCGGACGUCUUCAUCACUGUAAACUGUCCCGGGUGUCUGUGUGUGGAGAAGAGGAAGAAAAGGAAAAAACUAAAUGUGAAUAGUUUGCAGGCCAUGUUAGCGUGUUGGUAUUGGGGGAGCGUGAGGAGCAUUAAAAGUGGACGGUGCGUAUAUUGUCCGAUAUGUAAAUCUCGUGAACACAUCUUGUACUUAUUUAACAGUUUUGAAUACUUGAAAACUAUAUAAAGUUUCUUUGUGACUCUUGUUUCCCCCCCCGAGUCUGAGCCGAGGACCGGAUGUCGACGGAAGAGCUCUGGAAAUGUUUCUAUAUUUUGUUUAUAUAUAUAUAUAUUUUUUAUUAUUGUCAACAAAUCUGACGAAAAGGGUUAAAACCAACAAUAUGACUUCCUGUUUGUGCCCAUUGGCUCCUACUGAAGAUGUACAUGUUUAAUAUUAUUUAUAGAAAUAUACAUAUCAUUUUAUAUUUAGUUAUUUAUAGAAAUAUAUUUAUAUAUAAUUAUUUAAAGAAAUAUAUCAUUUAUAGAAAUAUAUAUAAUUAUUUAAAUGUUUCUAAUAUCAGUUAUUUCCAAAAUCAGCUGGUUUUAAUCGACUCAGUGGGAGAAAAUAUGUAUUUUUUUGGGCACUAUUUUGAGUGGUGGAUGAACACAUUUGGUGAAUUUUGGGUUUGAGUAAAUACUCCACAGUGAAGGAGCUCGUCGGCCAUUAUACCGUCACUGUUGGUUUUGGGGUCUUUCUGUGAGAUUUGUUGACAAAAAAGAAAACUAUAAAAUACCACCAAACAUCCUUAAAAUUAUGUUUGCGUUUGGCGAAAACUCAUCGUCUUCAAAAAACAGUUGCAUCAGAAACGACUGCACAUUUUAAAGAUAAGAAAGUUUGCAAAUUAUGCUUUUAAAACUUCUUAAAGCUGCUCAUAUCAAUAUGUUGUUUGUAUUGGCGACGGAUCAAAUGAACUGGAAUGGGAAACUGUUGGUUUUAUGAUGUGGCUCGCAACUUUUAAUGUUUUUAUUCACUUUGCUUUCACCGGUGUUGUUUCCACCAAACGAAGCUGUGAUGAAUAAACAGCAGGUAAGAGACGAGUCGGUGGAGAGAGUGGACCAUUUGUACACACCUGUAUGUAUGACCUUUCAACUCAAACCCUGGGGGAAUAAACACAAAUGUUAUUUUUUUUAA
Pseudoliparis swirei is the source of this 6081-nucleotide messenger RNA. It is a transcript of the gene kmt5b, whose product is annotated as lysine methyltransferase 5B. Lineage: Eukaryota; Metazoa; Chordata; Actinopteri; Perciformes; Liparidae. The record is from RefSeq and is a predicted model, not a curated record. Gene Ontology annotation, molecular function: protein binding; histone H4K20 methyltransferase activity. The coding region runs from base 804 to 3377 and encodes 857 amino acids. Gene Ontology annotation, cellular component: nucleus. The transcript has 10 exons.